Messenger RNA from Strongylocentrotus purpuratus (purple sea urchin), 3100 nucleotides. RefSeq names its product complement C2-like. Lineage: Eukaryota; Metazoa; Echinodermata; Echinoidea; Camarodonta; Strongylocentrotidae. Bases 21 to 1031 code for a protein of 336 amino acids. The transcript is spliced from 6 exons. The record is from RefSeq and is a predicted model, not a curated record.
ACCGUGGCAGCGCGACUAGUAUGACACAAGUGACGAGCUGUAUUUACAGAUUGUUACGCAACAAAAGCUGCUCGUUUGCUUCAGUGUCAAAGAGAUACCAAGCAUUUAUCGGAUGCCACAAACCAGGUUCAAUAAAAUGUGGUGCUCCCUAUAUUCCUCAUCAUGCUAUGGUGGAAGAUCUCCGUCUGAAUUACAACGUUGGCGACAGUGUGAAUGUGACGUGUAAUACCAGUGAUGCUUUCUUCCCCCUUCAAUGUCAUAACAAAGGAUUGUGGAGCGGGCCGCUUGCGUCUUGUCCCGAACCAAAGAGUGCUCCAUCAGUUGACUCUUGCACUGCCCCAGCAGUGCCAAUUGAUUCAACCAUUCAGAAUCUUCGUCUCUCAUACAAAAACGGUGACAGGAUGAACGUGACAUGUAACGAGGGCCCUGAGUGGUUCCCCGUGACAUGUGAGGAUGGAACAUGGACAGGCCAGAACAUAGUGUGCCCUGUCCCUGCCAUAGAAUGCAAUCAACCAAUCAUCUCUGUCGACGCAUACAUUGGAAAUGUUAAGCCUCGCUACAAGAAUGGUGACCAAGUGAACAUCACAUGUAACGACGAAUCUGAUUCUUUCAUUUGGUAUUGUCAGCGAGAUGGCUUGUGGCGUGGGCCUACCUUCGAAUGUUCUCGUACUCAUCCACUGCCUGAAGGGCAACCACCGUCAUCCCCGGGGCGCUUUACAAGACCGAAUACUGAGCAUGAUGGCAGGGAUUACUUUAUCACCGGUCUUCUGGUCACAGCUGUCAUCUUAUUCAUCCUUGUUCUGAUGUGUAUGGCUGUGUUCGUUAUCUUCAUGAGAAAUCGUGGGUACGAUUUAGUAACGUCAUCGAAAGACGCUCUUCAAGAUGAGAAUGGAUCUAGAGGACCUCUUCCUGACGUUCCUGAAGGAUAUGCCAACUACGUUGCUGGUGAACAGUCACUCUAUGUCGAACCAUAUCUCAAACAAAAUGGAGAUCACAUUCCAGCCUAUGAAGUCUACGAAAAACCAGUUUGAUUAAUUUAUCCUCGACAACGUAAACAGCUAAUCACUAUCAGUGUUAGAUUCAGCGUGCUUUUCCUUUUUUGUACCAAUCAUGUUAAUAUUUGUUUUUGUUAAGUUGUAAACAAUGUUCAGUUGAACAUGGAACAUGCACCAUCGCCUAAUAAUACUUGUAUUGAAUUUCAGUUGUGACAAUUUGAAUGUUAUUUUAUCGUAAAAUGUAUGGAGUUCUUACACGCAGUUAUUCCCUUCUACUUACUAAAUUAAAUGUAUAUUCAAUACAUAAAAAUAGCAAUCAAUUCCCCCCCCCCCCCGAUAAUGCAUUAAUUAUUGUCUUGAAUUCACCACUGAUAUGUGUUACAGUAAAAUGUAUGUUUAUUAGCGUUCUUGUUUAUUUUAUUUCUAAAUAUUUCAAGUAAGAAUAUGAAAAGGACAAUUUUUUCUCGCGUACCAAAUGUUAAAUAUUGAGAUUAAUUUAAGACGAGGUUAAACCUUUAUCGCUUUACAUACAAUAGAUAUCAAAUGUGUACAGUAUGAUUCUACAUGCAUUUGUUCAUAAUGUGAAUACUUUUCUGUCUUCAACUUACAUGUCCAGGUCAUUAUCAAAGUGUACGAUAUUCAGCUCAUUGAUUACUUUAAUACACAUGGAAUUCAUUAAUACCAAAUACGAUAUCUGCAAUAAAAAUAAUAAUAAAAAAAAAAAAAAAAACUUAGGUCUACUACUUUCAUUGCUUUAAAUCCAUUUUCGAUUUCAAUUUCAUUUUAGUCCGUUUAUCUAGCUAUACAUUAUUGUAACUUUGACUAGUAAAAACGGGAUGUUUUUUUUCCGCCAUUGUAAAUUUGAUGCGUUCUUUGUUUUUCGUAAAACAAGAAUUGUAGGUCUGGUUGAAAUAACGCUUUUCUUAAUUUGUGUGAAAUAAAAAUUUUAAUAUGUCAUAUUCUCAAGAUAAAGGAAUCCAUACAAAUAGAUUGUUUACAUGCUUGUUUUCUUUUAGGGGUCAUUGGCGUAUUGUUAACAUCAUGGAAUUGUAACCCUAUCAGUUAUAACCUAAUAUUAAGAAGAAUCAGUGUUGUCCCUGUAUUUUUUACGUUGAUUUUUUUGUAAAUAAAUGUCAAUCAAGCUUGACAAAAGAUGUGCUAUUAUCAGGAGGUGACAAAUUAAAUAUGACUGUAUACAUAUCCGGAAUUGAUCGGAAAUAAUUUUGUGGACAAAACUACCUUGCAUUUUUUUCUUCUGACUCGUUAAAUAUGAAAGCAUACAUACAUCAUAUAACAAUGACGAUGGAGGUGGAGAUAAGGAUAAUGAAAAUGAUGAUGAUAAUGAAACUAAUACUGUUAAUGAUGAUGGUAAUCAUAAUAAAAAUAAUGAUAAUAAUUAUGAUAAUGAUACUAAUACUUUUAAUGGCGAUGGUAAUCUUAAUAGCAAUAGUGAUAAUACAAAUAAUAAAAAAGCGUAGAUCACAAUGUCCUCAUUCGUAUAACGUUGUUUAUAAUCAAACGCAGUUCGUUCAUAAAUGGUUUAUUUAAUAUAAACAGGAAAAAACAGGAAGUCUAAAGAUCAUGAAAAGAAUGAUGAUAUUAAUUAUAACAAUAAUGAUGAAUUAUAAUAAUAUACACUGUUACUAAUUUUAAUGAGCAUAAUGCAAACAAUUAUGAUAAUAAUGAUACCAAAAAAAAAAAUAAUAAAGGUACGAAUACAAAGAAUUGAAGAGGACUGAGAACAUUUAAUAAGAAAGUGGUGUAUCUAACGAUGUUCGGCUUUUUAUUCGUUACACCAAUAUAUUAUAAUCUAUACUCAGACUUACACUUCUUAUGCUACGGAAAUGUUAUAAUGUAAUAUUGUGCUGUGAAUCUACAGAGAAUGGUAUGAAAAUAAAUUACUUACAUUAGCAUAACAUUUUUUAAUAUGAAUUUUAUUUCCUGUAACUGAUUUCGUAUGUAACCACCCUAAAUACGUUGAGAUAAUAAUUAUCAUGCGCACUCCAAUAGUUUUAUCCUUCUUUGCCUUAUGUAAGGUUGAGUUUAAGAAUACCCUAUAAUCGAUUUGAAUGAAAUAUAUACCUAAGAUAUCAGAGACUGCAUUU